AUGCCGUUGAACACCGUCGUUUUAGCGGCGGUUGCGUGUUUGCUUGUUAUAUCGUCACCGUUUGCCGUCGGAAUACGGACGGGUCCGGGGAGGAUCACGACCAACGGCGGCGGCGGAGGUAAUGGGUUUAGCAAACUGGGUCCGUUCAUGGAAGCUCCGGAAUACAGAAACGGCAAGGAGUGCGCAUCGUCAUCAGUUAAUAGAGAGAACUUCGUGUCGUCUUCUUCCAAUGAUCCUUCGCUUGUCCACAUCGCUAUGACGUUGGACUCAGAGUAUCUCCGUGGCUCAAUCGCAGCCGUACAUUCCGUUCUCCGCCACGCGUCGUGUCCCGAGAACGUUUUCUUCCACUUCAUCGCCGCCGAGUUCGACUCGGCGAGCCCUCGCGUCCUGAGUCAGCUCGUACGGUCGACUUUCCCGUCGCUGAACUUCAAAGUCUACAUUUUCCGGGAAGACACGGUGAUCAACCUCAUAUCGUCGUCGAUACGACAAGCCCUCGAGAAUCCGUUGAACUACGCCCGGAACUACCUCGGAGACAUACUCGAUCGGAGCGUUGACCGAGUCAUAUACCUCGACUCGGAUAUCAUAGUGGUCGACGACAUCACCAAGCUCUGGAACACGGCGUUGACCGGAUCGCGAGUCAUCGGAGCUCCGGAGUAUUGCCACGCGAACUUCACGCAGUACUUCACUCCCGGGUUCUGGUCAGACCCGGCUUUACCGGGUCUAAUCUCGGGUCGAAACCCGUGCUAUUUCAACACGGGAGUGAUGGUGAUGGACAUGGUUAGGUGGAGAGAAAGGAACUACAGAGAGAAGCUAGAGGUUUGGAUGCAGCUGCAGAAGAAGAAGAGAAUCUACGAUCUCGGAUCUUUGCCGCCGUUUCUGCUCGUGUUCGCCGGAGACGUGGAGGCGAUUGAUCAUAGAUGGAACCAGCACGGUCUAGGAGGAGACAACAUACGAGGAAGCUGUCGGUCUUUGCAUCCUGGUCCUGUGAGUUUGUUGCAUUGGAGUGGGAAAGGGAAGCCAUGGGUGAGACUUGAUGAGAAGAGGCCUUGUCCGUUGGAUCAUCUUUGGGAGCCGUAUGAUCUGUUUAAGCAUAAUAAGAUUGAGAGAGCUAAGGACCAGUCUCUGCUUGGGUUUGCUUCGUUGUCGGAGUUGACUGACGAUUCAAGCUUCUUGUGA
Molecule: messenger RNA, 1176 nt
Organism: Microthlaspi erraticum
Lineage: Eukaryota; Viridiplantae; Streptophyta; Magnoliopsida; Brassicales; Brassicaceae
Source: the annotation of a GenBank genome assembly